AUGAAAGCCUUUCUCUUCCUGGGCACGGCCUUCCUGGCCGGGUUGGCCCAAGCCACCAACUCUUCCACGCCUCUGUAUAAGCACCCCAACGCCACUCUGGAUGACCGAGUAUCCGACCUCCUUAAGCGAAUGACCGUCCAGGAGAAGGUGUCCCAGCUGAUCCAGGGAGAUAUAAGAAACUAUCUCAACCUCACUGAUGGCACCUUGAACCAGACCGGACUGGAGUGGAGCAUGUCCACCCGCGGCCAUGCGGUUUGGUCUGGUCUCUACGCGAAGCCUGAGAUAGUCAAGCUGGGUGCCCAGAUAGCCCAGGAUUACCAGAUGAAUCAGACCGAGCUAGGCAUCCCGACCUACGUCUCAGGCGAAGGUCUGCACGGGUUCCUCGCCCUGAACGCGACAAUCUUCAACUCGCCCAUCGGGAUCGGCUGCUCGUUCAACCCGGAGCUGGUCGAGAAGAUGGCGAGGGUCAUUGCCGUCGAGGCGCUGGCGCUGGGCGUCAACCAGCUCUUCUCGCCGGUCGUUGACCUGGCCAGGGAGCUGCGCUUCGGUCGUGUGGAGGAGACGUUCGGGGAGGACCCGUACCUGUCAGUCAUGUUCCCCCCAAUUUCCAAGUCUGAGGAUUUUAACGCUGAUGGGGGAGAAUGCAGGGCUGGUGAAUUUGGGUACCAUUACACCAAGGGCUUGCAAGCCGAGGGUGCUUGCGCCCAGGUCAAACACUUUGCGGCCUUUGCUUCUCCUGAGCAAGGGAUCAACACUGCGCCUGUGCACGGGGGAGAGCGCGAGUUGCGCAGCCUCUAUCUCCCACCGUUCAAGCGGGCUAUAAUCGACGGCGAGGCUCUGUCGGUCAUGUCGUCGUACAACUCGUACGACGGGUAUCCCGUCAUUUCGAAUCCUCACAUCAUGACCGACAUCCUUCGUGGAGAAUGGGGGUAUGAGAACUUUGUGAUUUCUGAUGCUGGUGCGACGGCCCGGCUCAUCGAUGCGUUCCAUAUCUGCGGGAAGAAUGAUAAUGAAUGUAUCACGACUGAAGUCCUCCCUGCAGGCAAUGACGUGGAAAUGGGCGGUGGACUCUACAGUUUCGAGAUCAUCCCUGAGCUGGUAGAGUCUGGCAAGCUGGACAUUAAAACCGUAGACACGGCUGUUUCUCGUGUUCUGCGUGCCAAGUUCGCCCAGGGUUUGUUCGAGAAGCCAUACAGCGGCGUGCCAGAUGACGAGAUCUUUGAUUAUCUGGGCACCAAAGAGCACAAGAAACUUGCUCAGGAGCUGGAUGCCGAGAGUAUCGUGCUCCUGGAGAACCAUGACAACGUUCUGCCACUCAAGAAGGACGCAAACGUUGCCGUCAUUGGCCCUAUGGCCCAUGGCUAUGUCAAUUACGGCGACUAUGUGAUCUACACUUCCCAGUAUCACGGCGCUACACCUCUCGACGGCAUUGAGGCUGUCAGCGAAGGGACUGUCACGUACGCAAAGGGUUGCGAACGCUGGUCCAACGACGAGGCAGGCUUCGCCGAGGCAGUCGCCGCGGCAGAAGCGGCGGAUGUAGCGGUCGUGGUCGUGGGAACUUGGUCAAGAGACCAGGACGAGCUCUGGGCGCCUCUCAAUGCCACGACGGGCGAGUCGAGAGACGUUCACGAUCUGGGCCUUGUCGGCGCCAUGCCACGUCUCGUGCGUGCCAUCGUCGACACCGGCAAGCCCACAGUGGUGGUUUACAGCUCGGGCAAGCCGAUCACCGAGCCGUGGAUCUCGGAUGAGGCCGCUGCUCUUGUCCAGCACUUUUACCAGUCUGAAAUGGGUGGCCAUGCGCUGGCCAGCAUCCUAUACGGCGAUGUCAAUCCGUCGGGCAAGCUGUCCGUGAGCUUCCCCUACGACGUGGGCACCACCCCUAUUUACUACAACCACCUCAAGUCGGCGCGAUCAUACUACAACGUCGGUCAAGAGUAUGCCAACGGCACUCUCCAGUUCGGCCAGACCUAUGUUCUCCAGAACCCCACGGCGCUGUACACAUUCGGCUAUGGCCUGUCGUACAGCACAUUCACACUCUCUAACAUUCAAGCAUCUUCGGAGACGGUUUCGGAGUCCGACACGGUCACAGUGUCUGUCGAUGUCCAGAACACGUCUGACCGUGAUGGCGCCGAGGUUGUCCAGCUCUACGUGCAAGAUGUGCUCAGCUCGGUUGAAGUGCCCCGCUAUUCGCUCAAGGGGUUCAAUAAGGUCAAGGUCAAGGCGGGUGAGACAGAGACGGUGAAGAUAGAUCUCAAGGUGGAGGAUUGGGGCUUGUGGAACCGGAAGAUGGAGUAUGUCGUCGAGCCUGGAGAGUUCCUAGUUUUGGUGGGCACAUCCAGCGAGGACUUCGCGGGUAACGUGACCGUUACGGUGCAAUAG
This is a messenger RNA of Clonostachys solani, 2379 nucleotides long. NCBI's taxonomy places the organism in Eukaryota, Fungi, Ascomycota, Sordariomycetes, Hypocreales, Bionectriaceae. The record is from the annotation of a GenBank genome assembly.